CCAUGGAGGGGCUCCCGGCAGCCGCCGUCGGGGGCGUGUUGGACCCGCCGCGUCCGAGCCCCUUCAGUCAGCUGGUCUACACCAGCAACGACUCUUAUGUGAUCCACUAUGGGGAUCUCAGGAAGAUCCACAAAGCUGCCUGGAAGGGCCAAGACUGCAAGCUGCAGAAGAUGAUGAAUAAGAAGAUGAAGAAGAAGAAGACAUUGGACCUGAACAUAAGAGACGCGAAGAAGAGGACUGCGCUACACUUAGCCUGUGCCUACGGCCAUGAGAAAGUGGUAAUUUUACUGGUAGACAGAAAAUGCCAGAUUGACGUCUGUGACGGCGAAAAAAGGACACCUCUGAUGAAGGCUCUACAAUGCCGGAGGGAAGCUUGUGCAAACAUUCUGAUAGAUUCUGGUGCUGAUCCAACUAUCAUAGAUGUGUAUGGCAACACGGCUCUCCACUAUGCUGUUUAUAUUGAGAGUGUGUCAAUGGUGGCAAAACUGCUGUCCCGUGGUGCAGACACUGAAGUGGAAAACAAGGCUGGCCUCACACCACUUUUACUAUCCAUAACUAGAAGAAAUGUGCAAAUUGUGGAAUUUUUACUGACAAAAAACGCAAAUGCAAAUGCAGUUAAUAAGUGUACAUGCACAGCCCUCAUGCUUGCAGUAUGUCAUGGGUCAUCAGAGAUAGUCGGCAGGCUUCUUCAGCAAAAUGUUGACAUCUAUGCUGAAGAUAUGUUUGGAAUGACUGCAGAACGUUACGCUGUUGCUUGUGGAUUUGAUAACAUUCUUCAACAACUUUUGGAAUAUAAACAAAAGACAUCUAAAUAUCUUCAAAAUAGCAAUCCAGAAGGAACAGCUGAAGAAACACCUGACCAGGCUGCACCCUUGGCGGAGGGCACACCCGACGCUGCACGCUUGGCGGAGGGAACGCCUGAUGAGGACGCACGCUUGGCGGAAAGAACAUCUGAAGAGGUUAAAUGCUUGGUGGAAAGAACACCUGAGAAGGCUGCACCCUUGGUGGAAGGAUCAUCUGAGAAAAUUCGGUAUUUGAGGAAUGAGACAUCUGGAAAGAUUGAACAGUCAGCAGAGGAAACACCUAGGGAAAUUAUGAAGCCUGUAAAAGAAACAUCUGAGAAAUUUGCAUGGACAGCACAAGGAAGACCUAGGAAGAUCGCAUGGCCAGAAAAAAUAAAGUCUAAAAAGACUAAACACCUGGAAAGAGUAACAUCUUAUAAAACUGAAGUUGUGAAAACAGGAAUAUCUAAGAUGAGCGAAUGUUCCACAGAAGAAAAACCUUCAAAAUCACGUACAAAUGAGAAUGUGAAUUCUGUAAAGUCUAUAUUCAGCAAACCAUCUAUGGAAAAUUUACAGCCUACAAAAAUUGAGGAAGACUUCAGUCUUGCUGACAAGCCUUUCUGUGGAAUGAAACCUUCUGUUCCAAAUAAAGCAAUAGAAUUGAAGGGCAUACAGUCAUUCAAAGCAGAGAAUGUGAAUUCUGUAGAGUCUCUACUGAGCAAACCAUCUAUGGAAAAUUUACAGCCUACAAAAAUUGAGGAAGACUUCAGUCUUACUGACAAGGUUAAGUCCGAGAGGGCUGCACAGAAUUAUGUUUGUUUACCUGGGGCUACAUAUGAAAAAGAAAUCAAGAUAAUACGUGGAAAAAUAGAAGAGCCUCCUGAGAAGCCUUCUGACUUUGAGCCCUCCAUUGAAAUGCAAAACUCCGCUCCAAAUAAAGACUUAGAAUGGAAGAACAAACAAACAUUGAGAGCAGAUCAGAUGGUCCCAUCAGAAUCUAAAGAAGGGAAAGAUGAAAAAAAUUCUUGGGAUUCUGAGAGUCUUCCUGAGAGUGUUCAACAGAAUGAUGUGUGUUUACCCAAGGCUACAUAUCAAAAAGAAAUCAAGACAAUAAAUGGAAAAUUAGAAGGUUAUCAAGUUUGUUCCAGUUUAGAUAACAAAUAUUAUGUCAACCGUUAUGUAGAUUUUCAGUUUAUCUUUGAGGACAGAUGGGUUUCUGAGGACAAAUUAUACCCCAGCAAACCGACUAUAGGAAAUUUACAGUCUCUAAAAGUUGAGGAAGACCUCAAUCUUGCUACCAAG
Molecule: messenger RNA, 2084 nt
Organism: Cebus imitator (Panamanian white-faced capuchin)
Lineage: Eukaryota; Metazoa; Chordata; Mammalia; Primates; Cebidae
Gene: ANKRD30A
Product: ankyrin repeat domain 30A
Exons: 20
Molecular function (GO): protein binding
Source: RefSeq, a predicted model, not a curated record